Messenger RNA from Strongylocentrotus purpuratus (purple sea urchin), 9600 nucleotides. RefSeq names its product integrin beta G subunit. The record is from RefSeq and is a predicted model, not a curated record. The transcript is spliced from 24 exons. Bases 154 to 2514 code for a protein of 786 amino acids. Gene Ontology annotation, molecular function: integrin binding. Lineage: Eukaryota; Metazoa; Echinodermata; Echinoidea; Camarodonta; Strongylocentrotidae. Gene Ontology annotation, biological process: cell migration; integrin-mediated signaling pathway; cell adhesion mediated by integrin. Gene Ontology annotation, cellular component: cell surface; integrin complex; focal adhesion.
AUGCUGUGUAGCUCUCUGUACUAGUAUACAGCGCGAGACGAGACCGUUGGAAAACUUUACCCCCGCGCCAGUUCCCCUGAUCUUACCGAAGUUUAACACUCAUAAUCACCACAUUAAUAUAUUGAUUUUCUGAUCCGUACACGAGGACCAGGCAUGGCGUGGAAGUGCCUACUUGUUCUGACGAUAGCGUUCAGCGCGGGCCAGCUGUACAGGACGUAUGCUCAAACGUCUUCUAGUGCAUGCAGUGAUGCAAAGACGUGUGGGGAAUGCAUAUCAUUGGACUCAUCGUGCGGUUGGUGUACGUUACUAAAUUAUACAGAUGACACAGGCAACCCGCAGUGUGAUUUAGCAAGCAGCUUGAGCCAGAGAGGAUGCUCACAAAUCGUUGAUCCAGACAGUACUAUGGUCGUUAGGAUGGAUAUUCCGUUGAGUAAUGCUGGCAGCACUCCUCAGGGCCAGGCAGUCCAGGUUAGACCACAGCAAGUUGAUCUGAAGCUUAGAAGGGGAAAGCCAGUGGUUAUGACGCUCCAGGUCCGACAGGCCGAGGAUUACCCGGUAGAUCUCUACUAUGUGAUGGAUCUCUCUAAAUCCAUGGAAGAUGAUCUCUCCAAGCUCAUGGACCUUGGAGAUAUUCUAGCGAGCGAGAUGAAAAAUAUCACAAGCAAUUUCAGACUUGGUUUCGGAUCAUUUGUUGAUAAGACUGUGAUGCCCUAUGUCAGUACAGUGCCUGAAAAAUUGAUUGCACCUUGUACAGGGUGUGAGGCUCCGUAUGGAUUCAAGAACGUACUCCCAUUGAAUGAGAACACUAACUUAUUUUCAGAAACGGUGAUGAACCAGAGAGCUUCAGGAAACCUAGAUGCACCUGAGGGAGGCAUGGAUGCUCUCAUGCAAAUCACAGUCUGUGGGAACCAAAUAGGAUGGAGAGAGAAUGCAAGGCAUCUUGUGAUCUACACCACCGAUUCUUCCUUCCAUUAUGCCGGAGACGGAAAGCUUGGAGGUAUCAUUACUCCCAAUGACGGACAAUGCUAUCUGGACCCUAUUUCACAGAACUAUACUAUGUCACAUUACUUGGACUACCCAUCCAUCAGUCAUCUCAACGCUAAGAUGAGAGAGAACAGUGUGAUCCCCAUAUUUGCUGUCAUCCAGAAAGAGUUUGAGAUCUACAAUAAUCUGACUCAAUACAUAGAGGGCGCUACAGCGGGUAUUCUGGCCCAGGAUUCCAACAACAUUGUACAGCUGGUCAAAGACAACUACAGUAAAAUCACAUCCAGAGUCGAAGUGGUAGACGACGCCCCCGAGAACGUGACCAUCGACUACGUCGCCCAUUGUCCCGGAGGACAGGUCACGCCAGGGUCACAGGUGUGCGAGGGUCUUCAGCUUGGCGACACGGUCAACUUCACGCUGACCAUUACGGCGACCGGAUGUCCACCCAAUAAAUACCAACAGUUCACUGUACGCCCCAUUGGAUUCAACGAGGAACUGAAAGUGAAUGUAGAGUUUGCGUGCGACUGUGACUGCGAAGCACAAAAGGUUGAGAAUAGUCAGGUAUGCAGUGGAGGAAAUGGCACCUUGGAGUGCGGCAGUUGUAUCUGUAACCCGGGACACUAUGGCCGAUACUGUGAGUGCAGCAGUGACGAUCCUACGCUAGAAGACAAUGACGCACCUUGCAUAUCACCAAACACAUCCAUCGUUUGUUCAGGAAGAGGAUCUUGUGUGUGCGGAAAUUGCAUCUGUUUCCCAAGACCGAACCCCAGUGAAGUUGUUUCUGGCACUUUCUGUGAAUGUGAUAACUUCAACUGUGAUAGGUACCUAGGAGAGCUUUGUGGUGGUUCUGAUAGAGGGCAGUGUGUAUGCGACGAGUACACGAGGAGAAGUCAGUGCCGGUGCAGGUCGGGGUACAGCGGGGACGCCUGCGAAUGUUCUACUCGGGUGGAUACCUGUAUGACAGGAGAUACCAUAUGUAAUGGGGAAGGUGUGUGCAUCUGUGGGGAGUGUAAAUGUAACGCUGGCUCCUCCUAUAGGGGAGCACUAUGCCAAGACUGUCCGACUUGUAGCGGUCAGUGUUCUAGGAACGAGGAGUGCGUCCAGUGCAAGGCUUUUGGUACCGGACUGUCCAAGGCAGAUUGUGACAAGUGUCCUUUCCCGGUCAUCAUGGUCGAUAACCUAGAGAUUCCCACUGGUUCAGAGAGGUGCCUUGCAGAAGACGAAGACGAUUGUUCCAUUAUCUUUACCUAUGCAAAGUCAGCCAACGGCUCCCUCAUCUUAUAUGUGCAGAAAGAAAAAGUAUGCUUUGAACCAGUGGACAUCAUGCAUGUCAUCAUCGGUAUCGUCGUUGGUAUCAUCAUCGUGGGAUUGGCCCUCCUCCUCGUUUGGAGGUUGCUCGUCUAUGUUCAAGACAGCAGAGAAUUUGCAUCAUUUGAGAAAGAAAGAGCAGGAACGCAUUGGGGACAGAAUGAAAAUCCGAUUUACAAGCCAUCAACUUCGACGUUCAAGAACCCCACAUACCAGAAAUGAGACCGGAUUAAUGGUGCCAGAUUUUUUCUGUUCUUUUUCUCUUGUCUACAUAUUUUUUGUUGCAUUCAAAGACAUAGAAUCCUGCAUAUUCUGUUUGAAAGCAGCGAUUUAUGAAGCUCUGUUCAUACAUGAUGGGGUGAAGUACGUCCGUCAAAAACCUUCAUUAGCAAAAAAAAAAAAAAUAAAUAAAGUGGGGCAAGGUGUUUACAAACUCGCUUCACGUUUGUGCAUCUAAUAACAAAAAGGUUAUUGCACUUUAAUAGUGGCUUAUUGCAUGCAGCACACACUUUUUAAAAAUAAUAGUAAUAAUGAUGAUGAUGAUGAAGAUGAUGAUGAUGAUGAUGAUGAUGAUGAAGAUGAUGAUAAUAAUGUUUUCUUAUAUAUCGUUUUACCAUUAGCUGACCAAAGUGUUUACCGUCUUAUUAUUACCCCAGUCACUGAAUUUAAGUACUCCUCUGCUAAUUGCAGUGAACAUUCUCCACUCCCUGGGGAGCAUUCCAGCUAGUCGCAUCCUACCAGGUUCCCAAUUAACACCUGGGCUAGGUGGAAAGGAGCAAUGUAAAUGAAGAACAUUUUUUCACACCCACUUGCCUUCGAUUAAACAUGAAGUGGUUUGAAUUUAGAUGCAGUAGUUUUUUGAGGUGGUUUACUACAUCAUGGAUGAAUAAGGCCUUCAGUGUAUAGCUGAGUUCUGGGCCCCAUUUCACAAAACCUUAUUACAAUGACAAAUAAAAAAAAAAUCAGUGACAAAUCUGCUGAUAACCAAUCAGAAGCAAGGAUUUCACUAGCUUAUAACAAAAACUGUCAUUUGUCACUGAUGACAAGUUUUGUGAAAUGGGGCCCUGGUCAGGUGAUUUCAUUGCGAAAGAAACCGUGUGGAAGUAAUUGAGGUUGAUAAUUUAGCACAUUUUUUGUGAGUAAUGUGAGAUUUAAUAUCAUUAAAUUGACUAGAAAGUGACACCGCCUUGCUGAAAGUCACAUGAGCCGCACUCAGAAAUGUGUAUAUGGGACUACACAAACCUAUGGCAUGAAAGUUUGGUCCAAACACUCAAGCUUUGUCUUGUCAUAUUUGGAAUAUGAGGGCAUUUCAAGAGCCAACCUUAUCGUGGGACGUUUUUAUCAAUUUUCAGAGGACAUAUUUUUUAUGAUAUUCUUCCACCCUGACAUAAAAAAAGUAUUUUUGGAAAAGCUCACAAAUCACUUUUCACCUUCCCCAGAAUUCAACCUUCCCUUUAUUCAAAGAAACCUGAAGGGACCUUGUUAACCUGUUAGGAAUGGCUUCGUUCAUCAAUGCACUUCAAAAUGAUUGUCAUUCUGUGUUUUCGUGGUUGGGUUUAUCGGUGGUUACUUUAUCUAGAAUAAGCAAAAUAAUUUUGGGGUAAAUUUGUUCAAAACAGUAGGAAAAUUAUUGAUUGAAAUGACAGAAUUAUGUAUGAAGCCCAUGAUUUUAUGUAUUGUUUCUGUAUACAUGUGUAUAUAUGUUUGCUAUGUCAUUGUCUUGUCUUUGUGUAGCUUUAGAUUCUGUUCAAGAUUUCAGAUUAUAAAUGUGACGCUUUCUGUGAUGCGUUUGAAUCUGGGACGAGUUUAAAUCUGACCAAAACGUUGUUUUGGUCCUCAAGUUAAUUGAAUCAACUCUAUUUCAGAAACUGUACGGUGUCAAUACACACUGUACCAUGAAUUGUUAGGAGUAAAAACACACUUGGUCCAAAGUUGUGUGGUGUUAAUGCACGUUGUGCCAAAAAUGUUGUGUGCAUGCACAGUAUGUCAAAGGUUAUACUGUGCGAACACACUUUGUCAGAUCUUACAUAUACAGUUGUACACUGUAUAAGUUACACUAUGCCGAAUGUUAUGUAUAUUGGCUUGAAUGCACUCUAAAUGUACAUGUAUACCAAAAGUUUUGCGGUGCAAAUGAACACAUGUAUGGCUGUAAUUAUAAGGGUGAAUGCACUCUUUGUGAGAAGGUACAUUACAUGUAUAUGGUGUUAACCCAUAAGCGGUUCUGAGUUUUAUCAUUUUUUUCUAAAUUAAUCAGUUUCCCCUUCCUCAAAUUGGCAACAUUUCAUCAAAUUUACCGUUCCUUCAUAGUUUGAAGAUGUAAAACUGUUUAAUUAAAUGAACCAGUGGGAAACAAAUCUGCAAAAUAUAACUGCAAAACUUAGUUCAUGAAAAUCAUGAUUUCACACCGUGUUGCCAAUUAAGAGAUGCUAAUGAUUACAGUAGUUAAAAUUAAAUUGCUCUCAUUUGAGAAAGGUAUAAUGUACUGCAUUGGAAAAAGACUCAAACUUUUCUGUGAUUUUUUGUCUUUCUGCUCAUGUAUAUUGUGUAAUCCCCACAAUUUUGGAUCACAUGUAGGAUAAAAAUGAAGAAAAAAAAAUCACUAGAAGGAGUCAGUGUACUGCUAAGGGUUAAUACACACAAUGCCAAAACUUAGGUGGUGUGAAAACUGUGUAGGAAUACAAUGUCAGUUUUGAAUGGUGUGACCGCACCUAAUGCCAGAAGUGAUAUGUACAUGUAUGUAAGUGGUGUGGCACCAAUCAUUUUGCUUAGUGUUUGUAUGAAAUUACAACUCUUAUAAUUUGUGAAGCGUCAACUUGUGUGUAUAUAUAUCUUAGAGAAAUAUGGAUGAACAAAUCUUGUAGCGACUUGCUAUUUUAACCAAUACAUGUAGUUUUGAACUGUUAAUUUAUAUGAUUAGUUGUACAUGAAAAGUAUGUGUGUAUGAUUGUCAAAGAAAUCUAGCCUAUCUCUGUAAAAAUUGCACAUGGCGGACAAAAAGAAAUUGAACCAAAGUGGUAUAGCGUAGGACCAAAAUGCCAAGCAUGUACUUUAUUUUUCCUUUUAAAUGGCGUUUGUUUCUUUCAUAUUUUCCCUGUAUAUCUUCCCGAAAAUGUUUCUGAAAUUUGAACAGACAGCUUCAGUUUUUUUUUCAUCAGAAUUUUCUUUCACCUAUCCAUUUAGCUAGAGAUGUAUGUGGAUAAAUCAAGAAUGGAACCUAUGGUCUGUUUAGAGCUAUAAGGGCUUUAACUCCGGAGGUAAUACCCUUCUGGCGCUUAGCCGAUCAUACAACCUUUCACCAAACUUGUUUCUCUCACUAUGUGACAUCACAAUAGGCAGAGAUUCAACUAGAAACAUAGCGGAAGGAUUGAGAUAUAUUCUGAUAUGUUCAGACAACAUCGCCUGCUUUCAGUUGCAUACAUUUCUUAGUUUAAAUAGAAGGAAAACAUUCAAUGUAUCUAAAUAUGUAGUGUGUGGAAAAUUUUGAAACAGUGUGCCUAGUUUUAUAUCGAACUUGCCUAUUUCCUUUUCAGUGUAGCACCAGAUGGGUAAAUCAGUACGUCGCUUAAAUUCAUUUUGUAUCAUUUUUUUGGUAGCAUUCUUUAACAGUUUUAGCUUACUGUUGCGCUAGUAUAACAUGUGAUGUAUGAUAUUUGUAUUUCAUGCAUCUAUUUGUAGUAUUUUUUUGCUGAUCAGGCAAUUUCUUUGGUGAGAAAAAUACCAAGGAAGCUAGUGACAACAAGAUACUGGUAUUUAACCUUCCUGGCACAUUGCUUAUUGUAAGUUUGAGAGGAGUGGACUAGAAUUAAUUUUCCCAGCAUAAACGUCUUGUUGACAUCUUGUAAAGAAAUAUAUAGGUGUGAAGUAGAUAAUUCACACCUUUUGGAUUUUUUAAAAAUUUGAAUAGCUGUACAUAACCAGUUGUAGAAAACAGACCAUAAUUUAUAUGUGUAGCAAUAGAGCUAUGUGUACAAUUUCUUGUCUGACUUUGAAUGUUAAACAAUUUUGUAGCAUAUUCCAAAGCAAUGUGAAACAGAAGAGAUUUAGGGAAUCCACAGAGAGAAUCUAUUUUUAAUCAUGUAACAUUAAUGAUAUUUGCAAUGAAUGUAAUCUUUAAAUUUUGCUCCAAGGGUAGUAUUUUAAAGCUUAUGGCAAGUGCCAAAGAAGCAUUAACUUAUGGAUAGCAAUGUCGGUAUUUAUUAGGCUAUUUUGAUUGAUUUCCAGUUUUUUGGCGUUUUUAAAAUUCACUUACAAGGAGUAAAAAUUGUUGUUACCAUACCAUAAUAUAUGGGACUUAAUUUCCAUAUAGAAGAUAAUUCUCAAUUUCCUACCACAAAAUACUUCUUUGUAGUGGCUAUGCAUCUAAUCUGGAUAUUGUUAAUCUGUAUAUGCUAUUUUUCAAUCAUUUUUUGUGGAAUGGGGGGAUUUUUGUCAGUUUUAUAAGUGUAUAGGUAUGUAUGUAUAGGUGUGAAUAGUAACGGUAACUACAUACAAUGUAUUGUUAUUAUUGAUUAAUAUGCAAUCGGUAUAAAAAACGGCUAGAAUAUUAUACAGGUUCUUCCAAUCGUUAAUGAGUUUUAGAACAGACAAAAUAUAUAGAAUAAUAGUUUCUACAUGAAAGAUUUGGUAUAUUGUAUUUCUAUUGAAAACAUAUUGAUGCUAAAAUUGACUUAGAUAUCUGAAUGCAAAUGUGAUAUCUGCAAUAAUGCAAAUAUUUUAUACCGGAGUUUUAAAAAAAUAUCAUAUUUUCUUAAGAAUGGUAUACUAGAUUUGUAAAAUAAUGCAUGGAGCUGGCAUUUCUAAGCAAUAAACAUACUUGUAUGAUUGAUAAUUGGUGCAGUUGAUAAUGUGUUCAACAACAAACAAGAACAAUUCAAUUCUAUGCAAUCUUUAAACAGUAUCAUUUAAUAUAUUAAUGCACGUUAAUAAACAAUGGUAUUGUUGUGUUAAAGCUUGUUCGGAUAUGGAGUGGUAAACCGCCGCACAUAAAAGGGCACUUUUUUUAUUUCAACGUUUAAAUGGAAAACAACUGCGUGCAUGAAAGGCCCUGCAUGGAUUCACUGAGCUCAGUGUCAUUAGAUUCAGAAACGUGAUGCAUAUUACGCUUUAUGGCGUCAUAACAAAAAAUGCUGAAGCUUUGCCAUGUCAUACGUGAACGAACGUAAUGGCCCGUAUACACAAAGCAAGGUUUGAGCUCAAACCUCCUUUUGUUUCGCCAAACCUCCAUUUGUUCUUUACAAACCAGGUUUGUAAAAAACACAUAAAACGCGUCAUAUGACGUACGAAAACCAAGGUUUGUCGACAAACCUCCUUUGUGAAUUCGGGCCUAUGAGUUUCUUCUGUUUCCAUGAAUGUGACUUGAUGAAACUGCAUUUUUCUCACAAAUUCUUGUUAUUAUGCAGAAGCCGGUUUAGUAGGGAUUGUAAAACAACAACAAAAUACCAGUGAAAAGAGUUAAUGUAUAAUUAGUUCUAUACAAGGGCAUACAUAUACAUGCAUUUGUGCGCUGGGCGCAUCACUUGUCAAUAUACUGUAAAAUGGAAAGCUCUUAGAAUCUGCUAGUUUUGCUCCCUUUUUUUUUCCUUACUUCAUCUGUUAGCAUCAAACUUAUAAGAAUUACAGCAGUUAAAUAAAUUAUUUACAUUGAUGACAUAAGCAGGUAAAAUGCAUAAAUGAUGUUAGUAAAAUUUGAAUUCAACCGUUCAAAAAAUUCCAAUGAUUACAUACAAUUAAUCACUACUGAAAUACAUGUUUGUGAAUAUGACAGUAGAUAAUCAUUAUGUGGCUAUUAAAAUUGCCCAUUAUGAGUCUUUGUUUAAAAGUGUUAGUGACUGUAUAUUUUGACAGGCUGUGAGAUAAAUGGAAAUCCAUGUGAUGAAGAGUUGAUUGUUACUUUUGAAAAUAUCACAUAUCUGUCAACUGUGUGUGAUUCUUAUCUCAUUUGUUCGGAGCAGGAAGGACACGACAUGUACGUCAUAUACAUGCAUAUCCAUUGUACACGAGAGUUUACACCCUCCUGGUUCCAAACAGAACUGUUCUUAUCACGUAAAUAGAAAUCAAUUAUCAGAAAAUCUUGCUUCUAACUUGGUCUUUGAAAAAAAGCUUAGGCUAAUGUUUUUUGUGUUAUACUUUUUGAGUAGUCAUUCCUGUUAAGUUUCCAUUCAAACUGUGAUGAAAUUUAGAAUGGAUAAUCUUUCCAUCAUUACAAAUAGACCUUAAGCACAAGAUAAGAACUUUCUUUAACUUGGUCUUUGAAGAAAGCUUAGGCUAAUGUUUUUUGUGUUAUACUUUUUGAGUAGUCAUUCCUGUUAAGUUUCCAUUCAAACUGUGAUGAAAUUUAGAAUGGAUAAUCUUUCCAUCAUUACAAAUAGGCCUAGACGUUGAAACAAGAUAAGAACCUCCAUUGUUUUCUUGUUUGUCAUACUUCAGACCUGUAUCUAUAGAAUCAGUGUUAUAACAUUUUACUCAAGAAUCAUUUGCCCACAUUCAAUAACAGUUUAAAAAUGCACAGAUAAGAUACUGUAGAUAAUGCUAUGGUCACAAAGGUUUGUACGAGUGAUAAUUUCGUACGAAUCUCCCUGUUUUUCCAUUGUCUUCCCGAAUUUCUAUUGUCUGAAAAUCAUUCGUACGGCGUUCGUAGCAGUUCGUAAUGGCAUUUGUGACCGAGGCUUAAGUAAGCUCUGACUUUAAAGAUAAAUUCAUGUUAAGUAAACAUGUAACCAAGUCUUGUUGUGUGACCAAAUUGAAAAUUCUACUUUUUUCUUCGCAAAAAUAAAGUGAAUCCUAUAAAAAUUAUCUCAAAGACUUUCAAAAUCAACCAAGGGUAAUUUAAAUAGCCUGUUAAUCCCCUACCGAUACGUGCAAACAUAACAAUGGUAUAUUGUGUAAUCCAACAUGACUUCAAGGGGAGAUUCCAUAAGCUAUCAUUGCCCUUGCAUUUUUUUUUCGUCAAACUCUGUGCAGUUGUGUUCACAUUAAGUGAAGAACAUUUGAUUGUCUGUUUAAACCAUUAUGGUGCUAUAUGAAACUUUCCCUUGACCAAUAUAUCUCCUAAGGUUAUUUUUGGUUUUAAAUACUUGUAGAUUUUUAUAAGAUAUUUAAAUGCAUGAUGUGUAUUUCUUCUGCGGUAAAUUAUACAUUUGACUUUCCAUGCUCCUGUCUGUCAUGUAAUCAUAGUGAUUUCAUUUUUACCAUUCCAGUUUUUAGUUUUUCGAAUGUAAUAAUUAUGGAUACAAUAUAUUAUGUAUAAGAACUGAUUUUGGUAAAGAGAAUUAUGAUAAUAAAAGUUGCCUUUUUUGGUAGAAACAGAAA